Molecule: messenger RNA, 459 nt
Organism: Lycium ferocissimum
Lineage: Eukaryota; Viridiplantae; Streptophyta; Magnoliopsida; Solanales; Solanaceae
Exons: 1
Coding region: 1-459 (152 amino acids)
Source: RefSeq, a predicted model, not a curated record
AUGGUAUCAGAGCUAGUCAAACUUAAUCAUAAGGCUAUGUGGGCGCUGAAGAAGCUGAAUAUGGAUUGGGAAGAAGCGACUAAACUUCGGUUGUUUCAACUCAAUGAGAUGGAUGAGUUCCGGUACCAGGCCUAUGAAAGUGCAGCUUUGUAUAAAGAAUGGAUGAAACACUAUCACGACAAGAAGAUCCUCAAGUGGGACUUUCAGAAGGGUGAUUCUAUCCUGCUGUACAACUCGAGACUGAAGCUCUUUCCGAGCAAAUUAAAAUCCAAAUGGUCCGGACCUUUCGAAUUGGUGAGUGUUUCACCCAAUGACUCAAUGGAAUUGAAAACCAUGGAUAGGACUCGGAAAUUUCGGGUUAAUGUCCAAAGGGUGAAGCACUACCAUUGGUGCAUUGAUGGAGAUAGGAUCGUGGAUAGACCCCGACUGAAACAUGGAUACACUACUGACCCGGAGUAA